UUACAAUAAUUUAGUAUAUAACUGGAGAGACUCGAGAGUAAAAACUAUCAGUCUCUCUUGUUAAGUCUGCAAAGAAUAAAUAAAUUCACAAAAAACAUGAACUUCAAAGUCUUCCUACUUUUUGGUCUUGUACUUUUCGUCUGCACCGAAAAUGUUAAGUCACUACCUGUCCCUGAUGGAGAGGAAGCGAAACCUGCAGAAGUUGCAGCAGAAGUUGCAGCAGAACCAAAGAAAGCUGACGAGGACGAUGACGCUGAUGAAGACAUUUCUUUAAGUGAUCUUGCAGAAAUUAAGGAAUUCUUUGAAGAAUUAGAAAAGGGAUUUGAUGAGAUUUUGAAGGCUCUUAAAGAAGUACAAGAGGAAACGUUAUCAAAGGAGAAAGAAGCAUCGACGCCACCAAAGACAGAUAGAAAGUGAAAUUAGUAAUUUUAUUUCUUUUGAAUAAAAAAUUUGUAUCAUUUGAGAAUAUAUGUUACAUUUUUUUCGAGAAUUAUUAUUAUUUGUGAAUAAAUAUUAUAACUAAAGAGAAAA
Messenger RNA from Leptopilina heterotoma, 531 nucleotides. RefSeq lists its product as uncharacterized. The transcript is spliced from 4 exons. Lineage: Eukaryota; Metazoa; Arthropoda; Insecta; Hymenoptera; Figitidae. The coding region runs from base 97 to 417 and encodes 106 amino acids. The record is from RefSeq and is a predicted model, not a curated record.